AUGGCAUCACCACUACCUCUUCCAGCAGGCACAAACGUGUCAGAAGCUUCCCUUCUCACAGCCGGCCAAAUUCAGGCUCUCAUCGUAACGGAACGAGUCAACGCAGUCGCUUCCAUACUCUCUAUCAUUUUCGUCGUGGCAACAUACCUCUUUCUCCCAGGCUUCAACAAACCUAUCAAUCGUCUCAUUUUCUUCGCCAGUUUCGGAAACCUAGGGUCUGCCGUGGCCGCUUUAAUAUCAGAAAACGGUCCUUUGGCCGGCGAGAGUUCUGCACUAUGCAAAAUUCAGGCGUUCCUUGUCCAAAUGUUUCUGGGGGUUGAUUGUUAUUGGACAUUGUGUAUGGCUGUGAAUGUCUAUCUGGUAUUCUUCAGGGGAUACACGAUCGAUCAACUGCGGUCUCUUGAUUUGGCGUAUCUUUUGAUAUGCUAUGGGUUAUCGUUCAUUCCGGCCUUUGUGUUUAUCUUCAUAAACACUAACGCCCGAGGACCGAUUUAUGGACCAGCUGUUAUUUGGUGUUGGAUCAACAUCGAAUGGGAUUUUAUGCGGUUUCUUUUUUUGUAUGCCAUUGUUUGGGUCGCCAUAAUACUCGCAAUGGCCAUCUACGGCGCCGCAGCAAAACUCAUCUGGGACAAACGCGAACUCCUUGACGGCUUCUUGAACCCUCUGAAUGAAAACCCAUUCAUCAACACCGUCACUACCGAAGUGACAAUCACUACUGAAGAACGUCCCAUUGUUGAGAAUAGCAAAUACAACCAUGAGACAGUCCGAACGGUUGAGGAAUCUGCAACCCCAGGUGUUGAUAACCCGUAUUCGGUGAAUAUCCAAGUCAAUCAACAGACCAACAUUAUUCGACCAUUCUCAUCGGCUUUGAGGAUGAGGAGUCUCACGCGACAGAUUGCGAAACAUGAGACGAAUGCCGAGGCAUGGCUAUAUGCUCGUGCUGCGUUUUUGUUCUUUAUUGCGUUGCUGAUUACUUGGAUCCCCAGCAGCGCCAACAGAAUCUACGCCAGCAUGUACCCAGACGCCACAAACUUCGGCCUCAACUACGCCGCCUCCUUCGUCUUCCCUCUCCAAGCCUUCUGGAACACAAUCGUCUACAUAAUCACCUCUCAAUCCGCAUGCCGCGACCUUUUCCGCUUUUCAUCUUCAUCAUCACCCUCCAUCAGCCGCAAAUCAGCACCCUCGCCAUCCCCAUCACAAGUCAAACUUACGCAACAACUACAGAAUCACAUCGGCCGACCGCGCAGAUCAGACUCGAAUGAGCAGAUGGAAAUAUCGAGUUCGGCAGAUUCGGUGUCGAAGGUCCUUGAUGAGCAGGAGUUACAGACGCUGGAGAGGUCGAGGUGGAGCAAUGAGUCGACGGAUAGGAGGAGGUUGGGCAGGUAG
Messenger RNA from Talaromyces marneffei, 1386 nucleotides. RefSeq lists its product as uncharacterized. Gene Ontology annotation, molecular function: G protein-coupled receptor activity. Gene Ontology annotation, cellular component: plasma membrane. NCBI's taxonomy places the organism in Eukaryota, Fungi, Ascomycota, Eurotiomycetes, Eurotiales, Trichocomaceae. Gene Ontology annotation, biological process: cell surface receptor signaling pathway; adenylate cyclase-activating G protein-coupled receptor signaling pathway. The transcript is spliced from 3 exons. The record is from RefSeq and is a predicted model, not a curated record. The coding region runs from base 1 to 1386 and encodes 461 amino acids.